This is a messenger RNA of Cydia amplana, 1359 nucleotides long. RefSeq lists its product as uncharacterized. The record is from RefSeq and is a predicted model, not a curated record. Lineage: Eukaryota; Metazoa; Arthropoda; Insecta; Lepidoptera; Tortricidae. Gene Ontology annotation, molecular function: RNA-DNA hybrid ribonuclease activity; nucleic acid binding. Bases 1 to 1359 code for a protein of 452 amino acids. The transcript is spliced from 2 exons. Gene Ontology annotation, biological process: DNA replication, removal of RNA primer.
AUGGUAGUUACCAAAAGACUAAAAUACGACACACCACGACUGAGCAUGGGCGCAGUGAGCAUAGAGAUGUCAAGAGAAAUAAAGAUAUUGGGAGUAACCAUCGACGAUAAAUUAACGUUUAACUCACACGUGGCGAAUGUCUGCAGAAAGGCGAUUGGAGUGCAUAAGAGAUUGGCAAGAGCGGCUAAGGCGAGCUGGGGCCUGAACCCAGAAAUAAUACGUACAAUAUAUGUGGCGACGGUGGAACCCAUCGUCCUCUAUGCCGCAAGCGUGUGGGCACCAGCAGCAAAGAAACUGGGAACAAUAAAACAGCUAGCAACUGUUCAGCGGGGGAUUGUGCAAAAAAUGUGCAAAGCCUACCGUACAGUGUCGCUAAACUCAGUCCUGCUGCUGACAGGGAUACUGCCUCUCGACCUCCGAGUCCGCGAGGCAGCUUCACUAUAUGAAGCUAAGAGGGGAGUACCCCUGCCAGAACUGAGAGAUAGGCGGGUUGAGCGCAUGUCGGCAGCUGCGGAAGCCCCGCACCCUGCAGAGCGAAGCGAGGUAGAAAUUAUAAGCCUGGUAGACCGAGAGCAAGUAGAUGCGCACAGUGACCACGAAGUCCGCAUCUUUACAGAUGGAAGUAAAAUCGGAGGCAAAGUGGGCGCAGCACUGUCCAUCUGGAACGAGGCGGCCGAAACCAAGGUCCGCAAGCUCGCCCUACCAAGCUACAGCACUGUCUACCAGGCGGAGCUAUUGGCGCUGUGUAUAUCAACACGGGAAAUCAAAAAACACAAGGCGAAAACGUUUGGAGUCUACAGCGACUCUAUGGCUGCCCUCCAAACCCUAAAAAACAGCAACUGCCUUCAUCCUCUAGCUGUAGAGGCAAGAGAAAACAUCAGAUCAUGUAGCAUCCAAGGGAAAUCUAUCUCAAUACAUUGGAUAAAGGCACAUGCAGGAUUGGAGGGCAAUGAAAGAGCUGAUCAAUUAGCGAAAGAGGCCGCUUUAGACUCCAAACAAAAACCAGAAUAUGACCUGUGCCCGGUAUCUUUUGUCAAGCGGAGCAUUCGAUUGGAUACGCUGGAAGAAUGGAACAAUAGGUACACGAGCAGUGACACAGCGUCGAGCGCCCAAACGCACCGUCGCGCUCUUAAGUGCGCCAUCGCGCUCCCAGUUGCUCCCUUGCGCUCCGAGACGCUUCCAAGUGCGCCAUCAGUGGAUCAGAGCGCCUAUCGCGCUCCUAAGUGCGCCAUCAGUGGAGCAGAGGACCCAAACGCGCCGGGUGCCGUCGAGCUCCAAAGAGUGCCAUCGUACUCCGAGUUGCGCCAACUUGCUCCUACUCGCGCCAUCGCGCUCCCGAGGAGGACAACAAGGGAAUAG